Molecule: messenger RNA, 675 nt
Organism: Lottia gigantea (owl limpet)
Lineage: Eukaryota; Metazoa; Mollusca; Gastropoda; Lottiidae
Exons: 4
Biological process (GO): protein transport
Cellular component (GO): cytoplasm
Source: RefSeq, a predicted model, not a curated record
AUUUUAGGUGAAAAGAAAAUAGAAGAUGAAGGUUUACUACAGCCAGGUUCACAUUAUUUCCCUUUUGAAUUUACUCUUCCAUCGAAACUACCCUCAUCCUUCAAAGGCAAACAUGGCCGUUUACGUUAUUUUGUCCGAAUGACAAUAUAUUCCCCUGGUGGACCCCAUCAUGAACGAACAAGUAAAUUUGCUGUGAUAGGAUCUUUAGAUCUAAAUGCUGAACCAGAUGCAGCGCUUCCAGUUGAGAAUGAUACAUUUGAAACAGUGGGAUCAUGGUGCUGUAUAUCAGGGACAGUGACUGCCUCAGUAAAACUUGAUAGAAAAGGUUAUACUAUAAAGGAAGCAAUACCCGUCUGGGCACAGAUUAAAAAUCUCAGUACAAGACGUUUAGCUUCCACACAAGUUUCUUUAAUUCAGAAUGUAACAUAUUAUUCAUAUCGUGGUAGAUUUAGUGAAUGUACGGUACUAGUGACUAUACAUAAAGGAAGUGUAGCUCCCCGCAGUAAACAGACGUGGAAUAGAGAGUUAUUAAGUAUACCUACAGUACCGUCCUCUCAUCUUCGUGGCUGUAAAAUUAUUGAUGUUCAGUAUAGUAUAGAGUUAUGUAUCAAGCCAUCAGGAUUAGGACGUAAAGUGAAAUUACCGGUGGAUAUUGUGAUAGGAACAACUCCAUUA